Messenger RNA from Cladophialophora psammophila CBS 110553, 1686 nucleotides. RefSeq names its product NADPH oxidase. Gene Ontology annotation, biological process: defense response; superoxide anion generation. Gene Ontology annotation, molecular function: superoxide-generating NAD(P)H oxidase activity. The coding region runs from base 1 to 1686 and encodes 561 amino acids. Gene Ontology annotation, cellular component: plasma membrane; NADPH oxidase complex. The record is from RefSeq and is a predicted model, not a curated record. The transcript is spliced from 2 exons. Lineage: Eukaryota; Fungi; Ascomycota; Eurotiomycetes; Chaetothyriales; Herpotrichiellaceae.
AUGUCGGAGCGAACGAGGUCAACCCCAUUGAUGAGGAUGCUACUCUCAGGAGAGGUCAGUGGAGAGGAGCCUAGAGAUUUGUCCCCCAAAGAGAGGUUCAACAGAUGGAUGGUCAACGAAGGAUCUAGACGUCUAUUCGUCGGCGUCUUUAUCCUCGUGCACUGCAUGUUGUACGGCUUUGGCUUCAUGAACUAUACACUGAAGGACAACCUCACCAAAGCCCGCGCCACCUAUGGUUACGGCUAUCCCAUUGCUCGAUCGGCGGCCCUCGUCCUCCACUUCGAUGUCGCCUGCAUCCUCCUGCCUGUCUGCCGAACUCUCAUCUCCCUCGUUCGACAAACCCCCCUGAACGGAAUCAUUCCCUUUGACAAAAACAUUACGUUUCACAAACUCGUGGGCUAUUCAAUUGUUUUCUUCACAUGGGUUCACACCAUCGCUCAUUUACACAACGUCGCUCAGCUCUCCGCGAAAGGCCAUGGAGGCUUCAUCGGUUUCGUCAAGCUCAACUUCCUCACGGGUCCCGGCUGGACCGGCUACGUUUUGACAAUCUCAGUCAUGGCCAUGUUUUUUACCGCGCUGGAGAAGCCUCGGCGGGCCAACUACGAACGUUUCUGGAAUACCCACCAUCUCUUUGUCAUCUUCUUCAUCAUGUGGUCUAUCCAUGGAGCUUUCUGCAUGAUCCCAGCGGAUAACAAGCCCUUCUGUUUUGGCAAUGGUUCAUUCUAUCUAUAUUGGAUGAUAGGUGGCUUCACCUAUCUGGUGGAGCGUAUCCUGCGCGAAAUCCGUGGCUAUCAAAAGACUUAUAUAACCAAGGUGAUUGAGCAUCCCUCGAACGUGGUUGAGAUCCGAAUCAAGAAGGAGCACACCAAAACCCGCGCAGGCCAGUACAUUUUCCUUUGUUGCCCAGAGAUCUCACUCUGGCAAUACCACCCGUUUACCCUUACCUCUGCGCCUGAAGAAGACUACCUCUCAGUGCAUAUCCGCAUGGUUGGUGACUUCACUAAGACCCUCGGAAAAGUCCUCGGGUGCCAGGGUCUGAAAAGUAUCGAUGACAAGAAAGCCAAUCGCUCUGAAGUUAUGUCUACAAUCUACGAAAGCGAUACAAAGCUCACCAAAAUCCUUCCGCGGUUGUACAUUGACGGGCCCUUUGGCUCUGCCUCGGAAGAUGUCUUCAAGUUUGAGACGGUGCUUUUGAUCGGCGCGGGCAUCGGCGUGACACCAUUUGCCUCGAUCCUGAAGUCUAUCUGGUACCGCAUGAGAGACAUGAGAUCCGAUGCUCCAAAGACGCGAUUGCGGAAGGUGUAUUUCUUCUGGGUAUGCCGAGAUUUCGGGUCGCUUGAGUGGUUCAAAUCUUUGCUCACAGCCAUCGAGAGUGAGGACAAGAGCCAUGCUAUCGAAAUUCAUGCGUACUUGACGGCUAAAAUCACAGCUGCUCAGGCGUCCAACAUCGUCCUGAAUUCCGGGGACACGGAUGCUAUCACGGGUCUUCGGACACCAACGAAUUACGGCCGUCCAAACUGGGACAUGGUCUUUCGGGCUAUCCGGAAGAUCCAUUGGCCGGGCGAGUGUGGUGUAUUCUUUUGUGGGCCAAAGGGUCUGGGAGCCGAGCUGCACAUCAAAUGCAACAUGUAUACAGACCCUGGGGAUAAAGGAUAUAGUUUUGUUUGGGGGAAGGAGAAUUUUUAA